AUGUUUUAUUAUAAUUAUGAAAAUUUGGAUACAAACUAUUAUCGUAUACCUCAUAUAAUAAAUCAAAUAUAUAAUGAUAUAAUUAAUAAUAAUAUAAUAAAAGAAAAUACUGAUGUUAUAAACAAUAAUGGAAUAUUUGACAUUUUAAAAAAACAAAUAACACAAGAAUUUGAUGAUAAAAAUAAACUUUUAGAUAAUAAUUAUUAUGAUAAAAUAAUAAAUGACAACAAGGAAAAAUUAAACCCCAAAUAUCAUAUUAUUCAAAAUAUACGUAAAAAACAAUUAGAAUAUUUAAAUACAUUUGAUAAUAUAAUCAUUCUAAUAGAAACAGAAUGUAUUAUAAAAACUUUAAAAGAUAAAAAUUUUAUAGAGAAACAAUUAAAUGAUAUCAACUAUCCUAAAUAUUUGGAAAAAAAAUUAGAAAAUAAAAAAAACAAUAAAUUAAAUGAAUUAAACAAAAUAUUGGAUAAUAUAAAAAAAAUAAUUAAUGUAGAAAAAAUAUCUGAAAAUCUAAAAUCUGGUGAAAAACUAUAUUCUGAAAUCGAAGAUGAUAAAUGUUUAAGUUUAGCAAAUAAAAAAGAACUUUACAGACUAAUAACAAUCAGAUAUAACUAUGUUUUAGAAUAUGAAAAUAUAGUUAAUGAUAUAAAAAAAAUAGUUGAUGAUUAUGAUUAUAAUAAAUUCGAUACCAAAAAAAUUAAAUCAUAUCUUCCAAAUGAUUUAAAAAAUAAUUUAUUUGAUUUAUUAAAUAACAAACAAAAAUAUUUAUUAUUUUUUAACGAAUUAAAAAAUAUAAAUGAUUAUAAUGAAAAUUUAUUAGAAAAACUUGAUAACUAUUAUAAAAACAUUAUAGAUCAAUUAUAUUUUGGUGAAGAACAUAAAAUACUAGAAAUUUUAAGAUUAUUAUUAUAUCAAAAAACAUUUAUAUUUUUAGAAUACAAAAAAAAUAUUGAUGAAGAAACUAUAAUAGAAAAUUUAAUUAAAAAUAACAGAGGAUCAUUGAUUUACAAUAUUAAAUUUGAUAACAACCUUGAUUCUUCUCAAAAAAAUAUAUUGAAUAAUCUAAUAACUGAUAAAAUUAAUAACUCAAUGGAUAAAUUAUAUGAUGAACUUUUAUUACUUUUAGAUAAAAAAACAACAUUCUCUAUUUACAAAACAAAUAUAGUACAUUUAAUGCUUCAACAAUUAAAACAAGAAAAUUUAACAAACCGUGAUAUAAAUACUAUAUUUACAAAAUUUUUAAACAAAGAAUUGGAAAAUGCAAUCAAAGAUUUUGUAACCAAAACAAAUACACUUGAUUCAAAUAUCAACAAAAAUUUAGAAAAAGAAAAAAAAUGGAAAGACUUGAUUCUUAAAAAUAAAAAUAUUAUUUUAGAUUAUGAUAACUACAAAAAUUAUUUUAAUUAUAAUCUAAAUAAUAUCAAUAUAGACUAUACACAAAGAUUUGUUAAAAGUAAGAGGAUAAAAAUUUUAAAAAUGCCUAAACAAAAACAAAUUAAAGAGGAUGAAGAAAGUGUUGAAGAAGAAGAAAUUGAAAUGUUAACAUCUGAACGUAUAAAGGAAAUAGAAAUAUGGUUAGAAAAAAGUAAAAAUUAUAAAAAAUCCGGUGUUUUCACACGUUUACAUAAUGAUAUUUCAAUAUUAAUCAAAGGAAAUACUCAUAAUGAUAAUCAAAUAACACAAUUGACACAAAAUCUUAAUGACCAAACACAAUUAAGACAAGAAUAUGAAGAAAUAAUUGAUGGUGCAUUAGACUCUUGUAAAGAAAUAUUAAAAAAUCUUGAAAUAAAUGAAAAAAUCGAUACUUUGGUUGAUGGUUUAAAAAUUAUAAAAGCACAUAUAAUAAUUUCUAAAUUUCUAUAA
Molecule: messenger RNA, 1863 nt
Organism: Cetraspora pellucida
Lineage: Eukaryota; Fungi; Glomeromycota; Glomeromycetes; Diversisporales; Gigasporaceae
Source: the annotation of a GenBank genome assembly